Molecule: messenger RNA, 1830 nt
Organism: Gymnogyps californianus (California condor)
Lineage: Eukaryota; Metazoa; Chordata; Aves; Accipitriformes; Cathartidae
Gene: SOX9
Product: SRY-box transcription factor 9
Exons: 3
Coding region: 361-1830 (489 amino acids)
Biological process (GO): morphogenesis of an epithelium; heart development; oligodendrocyte differentiation
Cellular component (GO): nucleus
Molecular function (GO): RNA polymerase II cis-regulatory region sequence-specific DNA binding; DNA-binding transcription factor activity, RNA polymerase II-specific
Source: RefSeq, a predicted model, not a curated record
CCACCGCCGCUCCGGGUUUUUUUUUUUUUCUGCACCCCCCUCCCCUUCACCCUGCUCCUCCCGUCCUUUCUCUCCUGCAACUUGCAAAAGUUUCUCCCCCCGCCCUUGUUGGUUUUUUGGUUUGGUUUUUGGGUUUUUGUUUUGUUUUUUUGACUUAGAGGGGUAGGGAAAAAUAAUAAAAAAACUUUUGCAAACUUUUUCCAGCUUUCUCCCUCCUCUCCCCAGCCAGGCUUCACGCUGGUGGAGACUUCGUUUCUCCCAGUUUUACUUUUUAAACCCUUCCCUGCCCCUUAGCCACCUGACUUUUUUUUUUUCCCCCAAAUUUUUUCAUCCCCUGUCCCCCCCCUACCACUUUCUCGCAUGAAUCUCCUAGACCCCUUCAUGAAAAUGACGGAAGAGCAGGACAAAUGUAUCUCCGACGCCCCCAGCCCCACCAUGUCGGAUGACUCCGCCGGGUCCCCCUGCCCCUCUGGAUCCGGCUCGGACACGGAGAACACCAGACCCCAAGAAAACACCUUCCCCAAGGGUGACCCGGACCUGAAGAAGGAGAGCGACGAGGACAAGUUCCCGGUGUGCAUCCGAGAGGCGGUGAGCCAAGUGCUCAAGGGCUACGACUGGACCCUGGUCCCCAUGCCGGUCCGGGUGAACGGAUCCAGCAAAAAUAAGCCCCACGUGAAGAGACCCAUGAACGCGUUCAUGGUGUGGGCACAGGCGGCCCGGAGGAAGCUGGCUGACCAGUACCCGCAUCUGCACAACGCGGAGCUCAGCAAAACCCUGGGCAAGCUCUGGAGGCUGCUGAACGAGAGCGAGAAGCGUCCCUUCGUGGAGGAGGCCGAGCGGCUGCGGGUGCAGCACAAGAAGGACCAUCCCGACUACAAGUACCAGCCGCGGCGGAGAAAGUCGGUGAAGAACGGGCAGUCGGAGCAGGAGGAGGGCUCCGAGCAAACCCACAUCUCCCCCAACGCCAUCUUCAAGGCGCUGCAGGCGGAUUCCCCGCAGUCGUCCUCCAGCAUCAGCGAGGUGCACUCCCCCGGGGAGCACUCGGGGCAAUCGCAGGGCCCCCCCACACCCCCCACCACCCCCAAGACGGACACGCAGCCGGGCAAGCAGGACCUGAAGCGGGAGGGCCGCCCUCUGCAAGAAGGCGGCCGGCAGCCGCCCCACAUUGACUUCCGAGACGUGGACAUCGGCGAGCUCAGCAGUGACGUCAUCUCCAACAUCGAGACUUUCGACGUCAACGAGUUCGAUCAGUACCUCCCCCCCAACGGCCACCCGGGGGUCCCGGCCACCCACGGGCAGCCCGGCCAGGUCACCUACACCGGCAGCUACGGCAUCAGCAGCACGUCGGGCUCGCAAGCCGGGGCCGGCCACGUCUGGAUGUCCAAGCAGCAGCCGCAGCCGCCGCCGCAGCCCCCGCCACAGCCCCAGCCGCAGCACGGGCUGCCGGCGCUGAGCGGCGAGCAGGGCCAGGCGCAGCAGAGGACGCACAUCAAGACGGAGCAGCUCAGCCCUAGCCACUACAGCGAGCAGCAGCAGCACUCCCCGCAGCAGAUCAACUACAGCUCCUUCAACCUCCAGCACUACAGCUCCUCCUACCCCACCAUCACCCGCUCCCAGUACGACUACACCGACCACCAGAACUCCAGCUCCUACUACAGCCACGCCGCCGGCCAGAGCAGCAGCCUCUACUCCACCUUCACCUACAUGAACCCCACGCAGCGCCCCAUGUACACCCCCAUUGCAGACACUUCUGGGGUCCCCUCCAUCCCCCAGACCCACAGCCCACAGCACUGGGAACAGCCUGUCUACACACAGCUCACCAGACCCUAA